UAACGAGACAAAUAUUGCUUUACAUUGUAAAAAUAUCACACAUUGGCAACACCGCUUAAAUAGUUUGACACAGAGCACCUUUGACAGUUGUUUUCCCGAUUUUCAAUACAAUAAUUUCUAUGGUAGUUACGAUUUUGGCUCUGUCCUUAUUUUCAUUAAGGCUCAUACGUCCAAUAUAAAUAAAAGUGCGUUUCAGGCCUGAUUGUUUAUUAUACGAAUUGACUAAAAGGUUUUCAUCACAAUGUCUAAAGCCGGUGCCCCGUCUAACCCAAAAGCGGUCGCUCAAAAAACUUGGGAGCUCUCAAACAAUGUAGAAAUAGUGAGUUCAGUGGACGAAAUUUACCGAUAUGACAAACAACAACAGCAAGACAUUCUCGCUGCCAAACCAUGGGAUAAGGACCCCUACUUCUUUAAGGACAUAAAGAUCUCUGCACUGGCCUUACUCAAAAUGGUAAUGCAUGCAAGAUCUGGAGGUACAUUAGAAGUUAUGGGUUUGAUUCUUGGAAAGGUUGACGGCAACACGAUGAUCGUCAUGGAUUCGUUUGCCUUGCCGGUAGAAGGAACUGAAACUAGGGUAAAUGCACAAGCUCAAGCCUAUGAGUAUAUGAGUUCCUACAUAGAAGCAGCGAAAUUGGUUGGUCGACAAGAAAAUGCCAUUGGCUGGUACCACAGUCAUCCUGGUUAUGGAUGUUGGUUGUCUGGAAUAGAUGUCAGCACUCAAAUGCUUAACCAAAACUUCCAAGAACCUUUUGUUGCUAUUGUGAUUGAUCCAGUACGUACAAUAUCUGCUGGAAAAGUGUGCCUGGGAGCAUUCAGGACCUUUCCUAAGGGCUACAAGCCUGCUAAUGAAGAACCAUCUGAAUACCAAACAAUUCCUUUAAAUAAAAUAGAAGAUUUUGGAGUGCAUUGCAAGCAAUAUUACUCCCUGGAGGUGUCAUAUUUCAAAUCUUCAUUGGACAGGAGACUUUUGGAUUCAUUGUGGAACAAGUAUUGGGUUAAUACUCUCAGUUCUUCCAGUUUAUUAACCAACGCAGAUUACACGACUGGACAGAUAUUUGAUCUAUCAGAAAAAUUGGAGCAAUCAGAAGCAGCGAUCGGUCGUGGCGGUUUUAUUGUUGGAGGUACCGAUCCCCAUGAAAAAAGAACAGAGGAUAAAUUGUUGAAAGCGACAAAGGACAGUUGUAAAACAACCAUAGAAAUAAUUCAUGGUUUAAUGGCACAAAUGAUCAAGGACAGAUUAUUUAACAGCUGCAAGCCAAACAAUAAUAUAACUAGUUAAAUCAUGUAUUUAGUUUUAUUUGUAUUUAAAAAUUUCUUCUCACUGAUUGAUUAAUUAUUGAAAAUCUUUAAUAAAAACAUUUUUAUGAA
Messenger RNA from Aethina tumida (small hive beetle), 1368 nucleotides. It is a transcript of the gene CSN5, whose product is annotated as COP9 signalosome complex subunit 5. The record is from RefSeq and is a predicted model, not a curated record. The transcript has 4 exons. Gene Ontology annotation, molecular function: protein binding; deNEDDylase activity; metallopeptidase activity. The coding region runs from base 242 to 1279 and encodes 345 amino acids. Gene Ontology annotation, cellular component: COP9 signalosome; cytoplasm. Gene Ontology annotation, biological process: protein deneddylation. Lineage: Eukaryota; Metazoa; Arthropoda; Insecta; Coleoptera; Nitidulidae.